This is a messenger RNA of Aspergillus alliaceus, 2555 nucleotides long. RefSeq names its product putative copper-activated transcription factor GRISEA (gene mac1). The transcript has 3 exons. Gene Ontology annotation, cellular component: nucleus. Gene Ontology annotation, biological process: positive regulation of transcription by RNA polymerase II; intracellular copper ion homeostasis; intracellular iron ion homeostasis. Gene Ontology annotation, molecular function: RNA polymerase II cis-regulatory region sequence-specific DNA binding; DNA-binding transcription factor activity, RNA polymerase II-specific; copper ion binding. Lineage: Eukaryota; Fungi; Ascomycota; Eurotiomycetes; Eurotiales; Aspergillaceae. The coding region runs from base 420 to 2000 and encodes 526 amino acids. The record is from RefSeq and is a predicted model, not a curated record.
CCGCAUCUUUAAACAGACCCUGGCGGGGUUGUUAUCUAGCCACAAAAAUUGGUUUAUUUACUAAUUGUGUUUGAAAUCUCCUUUUCACUCCUUAUCCUUCCUUUCCGCGCCACCCAUCCUCUGUCCUCUGCUGCUAUCGCUGCCGCUCGUUUUCUUCGACCCGUCUCCGUCCGUUAAGCCGCUGAACGGGAUCUUUAUCGAACAUUUUUGUUUCCGUUAUAUAAUCCCUACACUCAGAAUACCCAACUCCGGAAACUUAAACAUUUAUUUAUGCAUGUCAGGUUUGAUCUGCACUGUGGCUUGUGAAUUAGUUGUGGACCUGCGAAUGCGCCGAGAUCGGUACAGAGCGACAGAAGACGCAAAUUAACUGACAAUCGACGUUGUUUUGAGUAUAGCCGUCUGAUACGUUAACCAAGAGAAUGCCGCUGGAUGAAGAAGGCGCCAAGUGGUCAUGCGAACCAUGUAUCCGUGGUCACCGUUCCUCAAAAUGCCAACAUUUCGAUAGAUUGAUGAUGAAGGUGCCGAAGGCUGGACGCCCACUGGCUAAAUGUCCCCAUCCGAAAGGUACAUGUAGCUGCCAAAAGCUCUAUGCCUUUAUGAUCCGGAUUCCAAAAGGCUCUACCUGUCUUUGUAGACCGGUGUAUCAAGUGCCUGUGGACCCAAACGAGUCCGCACCAACUACACCAACCUCCUUUGCCCCCACUGCGUCACCUGCUCCUGGUAAAGUUCAGAAGUCGUCUAGAAGACAAGUAAAAACGGCGCCGGAGAGCAUUGCGAAAGCCCUAGAUUCCAUACCAGACUUUGGGAAACAGCAUAUUGAAAAUGGCGCGUCCAACCAUCUACCCUCAUAUACGCCUCAGAGCCCAGGAUACGGAACCGUGCAGAACAGCCUGCCUCAGAGCGCCGAUACACCUAGCACUUUAUUACCUCACCAUGCAGUUGACGAUGGUGCAGACCCUAAACCGCAAAGCGGAAGCUGUUGUUCUAAAAAGCCACUACCACCAGUGCAAACCAAGCCUCAAGGCUCUUGUUGCAAAAAGUCUGAACCCCCAGCAGCCCAAAAUGGGCACAGCGCGGAACUUACAACCAACGGAUCGAGCGUCUCGUUUACGUCGCCUUUGAAUGCAACCUCGUUUACAUCUCUUUCCACACCUUAUAUUUCUUCAUGGCAGGAAUUCAAUGCAGCCGGACAAAAUAACUUCUACCAACAGUUUGUGCCUCAUCAAUUACCGACUACGCAACCCGCGUACAUGCCCGGCUACACGUUACAUACAGCACCAAAAGCUGUUGAUAUGAGCUUCCCCACGCAGAACAGAAGCGAUGAUGGUUUUACUCAGUCUUUCGUCCCGCAUUCGCACACACAUGAUGGACACAACACUGAAUAUACAGCACCGGCAACUUUCAAUGGUGACCCCACCCAUAACUGCAGCUGUGGCGAUAAUUGUCAGUGUUUAGGCUGUGCUUCCCAUCCAUUCAACAACACUACAAGACAGCAUGUCCAAGAAAUGGGCCUUUUGGUUGCCUUCGAUGGCGAAGACCAGACCGUGGACAAUAUGAACGGCUACCAGACUCCUUCGUUACACGGCAAACGCCCUAGUACCACAUCCCUGGAUUAUUCAUAUGCGAAUUUUAGCCACGCCUUGAAUAACUGUCCCCAGCCUUUAAUGACGCAUUCUUAUGGCGAACAGGCUUCAACCCCGAACAUCAUGAGGAGCGGUUAUUCGUCCCCACCCGCUGAAUAUAUGUCGGAGCAACAUUUGAUGGAGCCGUCAGAAUAUUAUACUCUUGAGUAUCCAGUCGGCUUGCCAUCUGGCUGCUCUGAUGUGACGGGAAGUUGUCAGUGUGGAAAUGAUUGUUGUUGCGUUGGCUGCCUUACUCAUAGUGGGCAUAAUGGCCUUCCUCUUGAGCCUGUUACUGCCGAGGCCAGCAACUUGUCUCCCAUUGCUCCCGUGGCGUCACCAGAAAACUCAGGCAUUGGCAUUUCCGGGGUACAUGCUUGAAUAAUAUUUCCGUUCCAACAUCGUCUUCCAUGCUGUGAAGUCCUUCAAUCUCAAUAUUUCCAUUCUCGUGGGAAUUUCUGUUCAAAGCUCAAUCCGUUUUCUACUUAUUCUCACAUUGCGUUUGUUAAUCGGCUAACUGAUAACCAUGAUACCCCCAAUAGAUGCUGGACAUUAGAAUUCUUAACACUUCCUGUCUGUGUGUGUAAUUGUUUUCUUCAAUUCGUUGGGCUGGCUUAAUCGACGCGUGCAACGGUAUAUCCCCUCUCUUACUCUCCGGUCAGCAUUUUAUCCUCUCUUGUAUUUGCCUGUGUCCCGAUCAUGGAAUUGUCCUGGCGACGGGUCUCACAAGCCCUUACCAAUGUACAUAAUGUUGCAAGGGGGGAUAUAUUGAAAUGACAAUGGAAUACCAAAGAUUUUGGAUCUCAUCACAUGGUCGUCGCACUUUUUCUACUUAAGUCUUGUAAAUAGACUCAACUGAAUAUACGUCAACCAUCAGGGAUCUAGUCUUUUUAAUACAUCGGUAAUGCAAACCAAAGGCGUAAACUUCAAAGUGAA